This is a messenger RNA of Aspergillus glaucus CBS 516.65, 797 nucleotides long. RefSeq lists its product as uncharacterized. The record is from RefSeq and is a predicted model, not a curated record. Lineage: Eukaryota; Fungi; Ascomycota; Eurotiomycetes; Eurotiales; Aspergillaceae. The transcript has a single exon. Bases 1 to 759 code for a protein of 252 amino acids.
AUGGCGGCAAGGGGUGGCCAUGAGUCCGUCAUCCGGCUACUUUUCGAGCAUGGGGCAUGCGCAAGCUUUGGUAGGGGAAUGAUGAAUGACACUCCGCUGAUUUCGGCGGCUAGGGAGCAUCACCGUGGUGCAGUGGAGGCCCUGGGGAACGCAAUACGAGAAGAUCCACCCAUAGAUAAUACUUCUUUAUGGUGGAAAUUCCAUGACGCGUCGGCUGAUGCGGCAAGAUGGGGUGAUUUGAAGGUUCUGCAAUUCCUACUCGGCCUUCGGACAAGUUUGGGCUUGUCGCCUUUUGCCUGGCAUCCUCGUGUGGGGACGGAUUUGCAUACCCGUGUGUCAGAGGCUGCCAAAGGAGGUCACAUUGAGUGUGUUCGAUGGUUGCUCGCACGUGGAACGGGUCCGGAUGAAAGCGCAGAAGAUACGCACACCCUGGAAAGAUAUCCGAUUUAUUUGAUUAUUGCAAAAGGGAACCUGGAGAUUGCAAGUCUCACGCUAGAACAUAUGGAUUUCGGCUUACUUGAAAGACUAUACGUACAGUUCCCAUGUGAGCAGGACAACCUGCUGUACAUCGCUCUUGCCGUUGGCUCUGAAAACCAUGUCGAGGUGGCCCUUGAGAGAGACUGGCCCAGAGAGACAAAAAACCACAGUAUCGCGACUGACAUGAUAACGCGUGGAUUCUAUAAAGGCGAUGUCAACAUCAUGAAAGCACUAUUUCUAUGGUGCAACGACUUGGAUUUGAACAAUGGGCAGCAAGGGUGACGCGGUUCCGUGUGAAAAUCGAGGAUAGACUCAGAGAG